Molecule: messenger RNA, 2034 nt
Organism: Podarcis raffonei (Aeolian wall lizard)
Lineage: Eukaryota; Metazoa; Chordata; Lepidosauria; Squamata; Lacertidae
Gene: RGS18
Product: regulator of G protein signaling 18
Exons: 5
Coding region: 144-905 (253 amino acids)
Source: RefSeq, a predicted model, not a curated record
UGAUGUACUCGAUGUUCGAGCUAGGUUGAUUGGGAGGGGGGAGCUUCCUCCCACAAACUCUAUGGGCCUUUAACCAAUACCAAAUCAAGACGGAGACCGCAUGAGAAACUGCUUAUAGGAAACCAACACUGAGAAGGUGUCACAUGAAAACUGAAAAAGAGAAGAGUGAAGUAUAUUCAGAGGAAGCUGGCAAGAGAAAAAUGGAGAAUCCAUUGCUUUUAUCUCCUCAGCUAAAUCCUACUUCAAGAGUGAAAUCGCUGUAUAAAGUAAUGAAAUCCAUGCAUAAAGAGGGGUCAAAGCCAGACACAAAAAGCAGGAAUCGGGAAAAGAAUAACCGGUUGAGUCUCCUGUUGCAGAAGUCUGAAUUGCACCCAGAUGCGCAACUUCACAAAUUUGAGAAACUGGCAAUGGCUUCAAGUGAAACCCCUGAAACUGUGAAGAAGUGGGGCGAAUCUUUUGACGAACUGAUUUCUCAGAAAGGUGGAUUAGAUGCAUUCACAAGGUUCCUGAAAAGUGAGUUUAGUGAAGAGAACAUUGAAUUUUGGAUGGCAUGUGAAGAUUACAAGAAGAACACAGAAGCUUCCCAACUUUCACUCAAAGCAAAGACCAUUUAUGAGACCUUCAUAGAAAAAGAAGCUCCGAAAGAGGUCAACCUUGACUUUAACACCAAAACAUGCACCAGUCAGAGCAUGAGUCACCCGACACGCAACACAUUUGAUGCUGCGCAGACCAAAAUCUAUGCCCUGAUGGAGCAAGACUGUUACCCUCGCUUCCUGAGAUCCAACCUUUACUUAGACUUACUCCAUGGCAGACCUCAUGGCUGUUCUGCUCUUAGAAGGCGAUCGCGAUCUUUUACCUUCAAUGAGUUCAAAGAUGCCCAGCCAGAUUUUGCCAUCUGGCUUUAAAUAAAUAUUCUCCCUUGGACUUCCAUCUGUUUGAGAACAUCUUGGCGGGAGCAGAGGGACAUCGCCUCAAAUGGCUUACAUGAGUGGAACUUCACCAUUCCUGUGGAAUGGUGUCCAAGUUAACCUGCUGAUGAUCACAUUGUGAAGUCUUCAGUGCUUAGCUUCAACCAAUGCAUGAAUGGGGAGCAGCUUUGUAACUGACUUGGGUUCACUCUGAAGUCAGAUGCUACUAAUACACAGAGCACAAUUUCAUAAUAAGGGCCUCAAGAUUUUAGAGCGCAUGCACGCAGCAUAAUGGUUUAGAUACAAAUAUGUAUAUUUGCAUCUCACAUGCAACAAGAGAUGUCAAAUUAAAGUAAGGAAAUCUCUAUUUCUUACAAUGUAAACGCAUUUUUAUAGGGGCAAAACAGACCUGCCUGAGAGGUGCCAGAUGGCCCUCAUUUAUUUGGAGAGGCACCAAAUAUUUUUGAGAUGUGCUAGAUGUAAAAAUAUUCAUGCUCAACCUUAUUUUUUUAAUGCAGAGAAGAGGAUGUUUCAGCAUAAGUGAAAUGUUGCCAUGGGACUAAAUAUUUACACAAUUGCUUCUCGAUACAGGAUCAUUUGGGGAUGGUUCUGAAAAUGUGAAAAACAGAGAAAAGGGAAGACUUUCUUUCCAGCUAAGGUUGAGAUAAUCCAGAUGUUUGUGUGUGAGACUGCAGCUUAACUCGGAGGAAGAGACUGAGUUCAGGCUUUGCAAGCAACUUAAGAUGCUCACUGUAUCGCUGGAAAUCUGAUGUGAGAACAGUAGACUUAGGCUGUCUGUUGGAGUGUUUAAGCUACAUGUCCACCUACACUCAACUUGUGUAUUUGUAAAUAAAUGCAGUAUUUCCAAGCACCAAUAAACCUCCAGUGACCUUCUUCAAAAGGGAACCAAAUCUAGGUAAUCACUGUACCCCUAGAAUUCCUCAAUGUCCAAAGACAUGUGAUGAGCACAACAAUACAAAAGCUACAGCCAUGAUGACCCUGUGUCUGUAAGCAGCUGUCCUGGAGAUCCUUUCUUCCACACAACUGAAUUUCUAGCUUUCACUCUUCUGGAAGGAAAAAAAUCACUACUUUGGGGGGACAACUUCUCAUAUAAAGCAAGAGAUGC